Molecule: messenger RNA, 675 nt
Organism: Oldenlandia corymbosa var. corymbosa
Lineage: Eukaryota; Viridiplantae; Streptophyta; Magnoliopsida; Gentianales; Rubiaceae
Source: the annotation of a GenBank genome assembly
AUGGCUUCAAAAGGCUGGUUCAGUGUGGGAAUGUUAUUUCUUAGCAUCUUUUUCCAUCUUGGCUCUGGUCAUAGGCUCCUAAAAGAGCCCCAUGCAAGCCACUUAGAUCCUCCCCCUUCUCCCAUUAUGCACAUUGGUGAAAACAGUUUUGCAACUUUACUGGCCUCAAACCCUGCCCUCAGAGAACACGUUCAUCAACUCAGCUUGGCAGCAGCACUAUCCCCAGCUGCUUCCCCCAGUAAUCACAUUCAUGGGCACAAUUCACCAUCAUCAGCACCAUCACUAUCCCCAGCCCUUUCCCCCAAUUUGCACAUUCCUGAAAAUAGUUUGUCACUAUCACAGGCUGUUUCUCCGCUCCCAAGGAAGCGCAUGCAGGAUGUUCAUUUUGAGUCGACGGAUUGGUUAGCUGAAGGAGCAAAGACCCCUAAAAGGAAACACCAGACGAAGCCAGUCAGGAAACCAAAGCAUAAAUCACGAUCUCGUCGAUCUGCCCAUGAUCUAACUAGCGAGCCGUGGUUCUUUGAUUCAUGGGAAAAGAAGACGGAUAGUGAACAUGACCUGCCUCACAACAAGCCAACUACCGAUCAACAGCAUGAGCAUUUGGUACAUAAACAAAGGGUCGAUAUGAUUGGAGCGAUGAAGUUGAACUCUCCAUAUGAAAAGGUGGCAUCCUGA